GAAAGUUUGCGAAGGUCUGCGGGGGAAGCCCAGUCUCCGGAAGUGGCCGUUGUAAACACCGCCGUCUCCCCAGAGCUUGUCCCCUCCGGUCCCCCUUUGCUAUUCGUUCCCCCUUCCCGGGUCCUAGAGUCCGUCGGGUUCCAACAGUUUUUUGCUCUAAGCCCCCGCCUCGAUCGGCCUAGGCCUCUUUCUACCAUUGAGAUUUGGAGCUGCCCCUGGGGUCUUGGGUGUGCGGUCUGGACCACGGGAGCCCCCUGAGACUUCAGCCCACCUAACCUGUAAGCCACAGACAUCUCGGACGGUUUUAAUCAUCAGUAACGAAGUAUAUCAUUACGACACUGGGCCAUUUUGAAAGUUGGAACUUACCAUGAGCUUAAACACUUCAAGUAAUGCCCUUGGUGAUACCCAAAGGUUGAAGAAUGCCUCCUCUGAAGUAAAACAAAUGUUUAAAAGUGAAACAGACUUGGAUCUUACUGCUGAUCUCAGAAAAAAACUUCAUCGGGCUAAGAAAGAAAAAUUAGAAAUAACAACUAAGCACAAUGCAGAGCUGGCAAGCUAUGAGAGCCAGAUUGCCAAGCUGCGAUCCGAGGUUGAAAAAGGAGAGGCAUUGCGACAAAGUCUGGAAUAUGACCUGGCUGUGGCUAGAAAGGAAGCUGGUCUCGGAAGACGGGCUGCUGAAGAAAGGUUAGCUGAGGCACAGAGGAUCCAAGAAAAACUCUGUGCUCAGAAUGCAGAACUUCAAGGAAAGGCAAGUGAGAUCGAGAAGGCAUUCCAGACUUCCCAGCUGAACUGGAAAGAAGAAUGCAGAAGAUUUGAACGUGACUUGGAGGAAAGAGACAAUAUAAUUCAAAAUUGCAAUCAAGAACAUGAUUUACUUAUGAAAGAAAAAAGCAGACUAGAGAAAACUCUACAGGAAGCGUUGGAAAAACAUCAGCAGGAGAAGAAUGAGAUGGAGUCUCAUAUCAGGGAGACAGCAUUGGACGAGUUUAGAUUACAAGCAGAACAAUGGGAAGCAGAAAGAAGAGAGUUACAAUUUAUAGUACAGGAGCAAGAUAAUGCUGUACAAAAUAUGCACAAGAAGGUAGAGAAAUUAGAAGCUGAACACAUGGACUGCUCUGACCUUUUACGGCGACAAACGAGUGAGCUUGAAUUUAGCACCCAACGAGAAGAACGUCUUAGAAAAGAGUUUGAGGCAACUACUCUAAGAGUGAGGAAAUUAGAAGAAAAUAUUGAAGCAGAAAGAGCAGCACAUUUGGAAUCAAAAUUUAAUGCUGAAAUUAUCCAGUUACGAAUUCGAGACCUUGAAGGAGCUUUACAGGUAGAAAAGGCCAGCCAAGCAGAAGCUGUUGCUGACUUGGAAAUGAUCAAGAAUGAAUUCAAAGAAGUUGAAAGUGCAUAUGAGCGAGAAAAGCAUAACGCACAAGAGAGCUUUACAAAAUUAAAUUUAUUAGAAAGAGAGUAUUUCUCCAAAACCAAGAAACUAAAUGAAGAGAUCGAGGAACAGAAGAAAGUAAUUAUAGACCUUUCAAAGAGACUCCAGUAUAAUGAAAAAAGUUGCAGUGAAUUACAGGAAGAACUUGUAAUGGCUAAGAAGCACCAGGCCUUUCUAGUAGAGACAUGUGAAAAUAACGUGAAAGAAUUGGAAUCGAUCUUGGACAGCUUUACUGUGUCGGGCCAGUGGACAUCAGGCAUCCACAAGGACAAAGAUAAACCUCCCAGCUUCUCUGUUGUCCUUGAGACUUUGAGGCGUACCUUGACAGAUUACCAGAACAAGCUGGAAGACGCGUCUAAUGAGCUCAACAGCGUGAAUGAUGCUAAGGAAAAAGCAGCGAAUGAACUCAGUUCUACCCAACAGAAGAUAGAAUCUCACACUAAAAAUAUUAAGGACCUUCAGGACAAACUGGCUGAUGUCAGUAAAGAGUUAAGUCAUUUACGCACUAAAUGUGCAGACAGAGAGGCUCUCAUAAGCACUCUGAAAGCGGAACUACAAAAUGUGCUGCACCGUUGGGAGAAAGAAAAGGCUCGCGCGGCCCAGUCGGAGAGUGAACUCCAGAAGCUUUCCCAGGCUUUCCAGAAGGAUGCCGAGGAGAAGCUAACCUUUCUUCAUACCUUGUAUCAGCACUUGAUCGCGGGCUAUGCGCUCAUAAAACAACCAGAAGGCAUGCUGGAUAAAUUCUCGUGGUCCGAGCUCUGCGCAGUCUUGCAGGAGAAUGUUGAUGCCCUGAUCUCAGACCUCACCAGGGCUAAUGAGAAGAUAAGUCAUCUGGAGUAUAUCUGUAAAAACAAGUCUGAUACAAUGAGGGAGCUUCAGCAGACCCAGGAAGACACUUUCAACAAAGUGGCAGAGCAGAUCAAAGCCCAAGAGAGCUGCUGGCACAAACAAAAGAAGGAACUGGAAUUGCAGUACUCGGAGCUCCUCUCGGAGGUGCAGAUGAGGGCACAGAAAUUUCAAGAAAUUGCUGAAAAAAAUAUGGAAAAGUUGAACCGUAUUGAGAAGUCACAUGAACAGUUGGUUCUGGAAAAUUCACGCUUCAAAAGUGCCUUAUCACAGACUCAGAGGGAACAAACAUCAUUGCUGGCAGCCUGUGCGCUGAUGGCUGGUGCCUUAUAUCCUCUCUACAGCCGGUCAUGUGCCUUAUCUACGCAGAGAGAUUUUCUUCAGGAGCAAGUCAACACCUUUGAGUUGUUUAAACUGGAAGUUAGAACUCUGGCCCAGGCUUUGUCAACUGUAGAGGAAAAGAAGCAAGAGGAAGCGAAGCUGAAGAAAAAGCCAUUCAGAGGACUGAUACGUGUUUUCCGGAAAGGUGUGAUUGUAAUUCUGGCAGCAAAUAGGCUUAAGAUUUUGGGCCAAUCGUGUGCCUCUCUUUUUACCUGGAUGGAAAGCUUCAAAGAAGGCAUAGGCAUGUUAGUGUGUACGGGAGAGCCCAAAGACAAGCAAAAAUUUCCAAGGCAACAGAAGGAGCAGUUACGUUGUUUGCAAGCGCUCAGUUGGCUAACCAGUUCCGACCUUCUGGCUGCAGUCAUCACUUCUAUGGCCGAGUUACAGGAAGUCAUUGGUAAAACAGAUCCAAAUUCCAGAAUUUGUGGACAUUUACUCAUAGGUGCAGCCAAAAAUUCCUUUGCAAAACUCAUGGAUAAAAUUAGUCUUGCCAUGGAGAGUAUACCGUUGCAUAGUAGCAGGAGUAUUACAUAUGUAGAAAAGGAUUCUCUGGUUCAGAGGCUGGCUCGUGGACUUCAUAAAGUAAAUACACUGGCCCUGAAGUAUGGUCUACGUGGUCAUGUGCCCAUUUUGAAAAGCACAGCAUCAUUACAGAAGCAGAUAUUUGGAUUUACACAAAGAUUGCACGCGGCAGAAGUGGAGCGCCGUUCACUGCGCUUGGAGGUCACAGAAUUCAAACGAAAUGUGAAUGAAAUGAAGAAGGAGCUUGACAAAGCACAGGGUCUCCAACUGCAAUUAAAUGAAUUUAAGCAGUCGAAAUUGAUCACCCACGAAAAGUUUGAAAGUGCGUGUGAAGAACUGAAUAACGCAUUACUUCGGGAACAACAGGCACAAAUGCUACUGAAUGAACAGGCACAGCAACUCCAGGAGUUGAAUUAUAGGCUUGAAUUGCAUUCCAGUGAGGAGGCUGACAAGAACCAAACUCUAGGAGAAGCUGUUAAGAGUCUCUCCGAGGCAAAGAUGGAGCUGAGAAGAAAAGAUCAAUCUCUGCGUCAGCUCAAUAGACAUCUUACCCAGCUGGAGCAGGACAAGCAUCGGCUGGAGGAGAACAUCCACGAUGCAGAGAGUGCCCUCCGCAUGGCAGCCAAGGACAAAGAAUGUGUUGCUAACCAUAUGCGAACAGUAGAAAAUAUGCUUCAUAAGGUCAGAGAUCAGAUCUCGCUGUCACGGACUGCGGCAAGUAGGAAUGACUUCACCCUGCAGCUACCCAAACUGCACCUGGAGACCUUUGCAAUGGAGGGGCUCAAGGGCGGGCCAGAGGUUGUAGCGUGCCAGGCUAUGAUUCAAAGUUUCAUGGAUGUCUACCAGCUAGCAAGCACUAGAAUUGCUACAUUAGAGAAGGAGAUGACAUCUCAUCGAAGUCACAUUGCAACGUUGAAAUCAGAACUUCACACAGCUUGUUUACGUGAAAAUGAAAGUUUACAAUCAACAGGAUCACGAGACCACUCAAAUCUCUCCGUUCCUUCAAGAGCUGCCCUUCCUGCUGACACAGUCGGUGUGGGUGAGUUUUUGCCUUUGAAGGCGGAACUGGAUACAACUUACACUUUCUUAAAGGAGACCUUUGUAAGUCCUCUGACGUCAUCUCUCUCCUCUCCAGUGACGAUGUCUGCUAAUGCCAAAAGACCAACUCCGAUCGGAUAAUGACUUUAUGAAAUAAAAAAAAUGCGGGAAGAGUUAACAGUAUAAUUAAAAUUGUUUUGAAGGGGGAUUUUCUUAUCAGUUGACUUUUGUUUCAGCAACAGUGGCAGUGGAUUGUUUAAAAAUCGUGUGUGAUCUCCAUGUGUGCAGGUACCUCUACCUCCUUGAAUAAUGGAAUAACCAACUUUUCCCCCCUCUAAGUUUUAUUUAUUAUCACAGUUGCUCAUUUUUAUGUAACAUAUUUUUAAAUGUUAAAGAAUGACACAUUUUGGGUAAUUUCCUUCAGACUUAAAAAAAUCAAUAAGCCAUUUUAGUCUCUAUCUAUCAAAGUUGUUUCAUACUUGUCUAUUUUAAAGCAGGACUGCAAUACUUUAAUAGGAUUGAAAGAGCUAUUUGAAAUGUAUGCCAAUGAUUCCUGUCAUUUCAUGGCAGCCCUGCUAUGGUUCACUGAGCCCCCUCUUCUCUCUUGUCAGCUCGACUGAAGACAAGCAUUUAGUUGCAAACUUUAAGCAGGUUGUGCAAAACAGAAAUGAUGUGACUGCUUCCCCUCCUGCACAAUAAUGUCACUCCUGGUCAAUGUGAGAAGGUCAGGCUGCUCCUUGUAAAGCUACAUGAUACCACUUGCCCAUUUGAACAAGUUAAGUUAACUGCCGAAUCUGGUCCCUGCAGGCAUUGAAAACCCAUCCUUUUAUCAGGUCUGCAUUUGAUCAGGAGGUAGAGCAAUUGUGCCGGCAGGAUUUGUGUGGCAUGGUUAGGCACUUCGUAAGGACCGUUUCCCACACCGGGAGAUCAGGUGAUGCUAAAUGGUAUGAGCUGAAAAACUUCCAGGUAAUGGCUGUUCUGACCUUCAAACUAGCCUCCUGGUUUUUUUGUUUGUUUGUUUUUUUUGUUUUGGUGGUUGGUAGGACCCAAGAGUGACUCCCAUCUUUGAUGCUGACAGAAUUUAAAACAAGGCCAUUGCCCUGCGUUUUCUGCCUUGUAGCACACAAAAGUAAAAUUGUAUGUCAGGCCGAGAUGUCGGGGAGCUGACAAGAUGCCCCAGUGACAUUUCAGCUAGAAAGAGCAAGUGUCUUGCAACCAAGUGGUCAAAUAUCAAAUAAUAGGUCAAGCAGGAAGGAGCUGAGUUCUAACCACAAAGAGGUUUCUGGUAACUUACUUGACAAGCUUUUGGGCGCUUUGUGGCUUGACAAAGUGAUGUUCUGUUGGGUAUCGCUAGACAGACUGUUCUUUAUCGCCUUCAGAAGAUCAGACAUUGACAUUGAUUAAACUCUUUAACCCUUAAAGGUUAAAUCCUUGCAGUUUGCAUCAUGGUAAGUGAAGAACAAAGAAAUAUCUGUAAUAUGUAUUUGCCUUUGUAUUAAUCUUUUAACUCCCCGGUGCUAUUAACUUCUGAUGUGAACUGUACUUUUUGACGGAGUUUUGAUACAAAAUCCAUAUUUUAUAUUAUUUUUCAUGAUGGAGUUUUUCAUUAUGGAUACAUUAGAAAGUAACAGAAUGUAUUAUGGAAUCUAUAUUGUCUUCUCUUAACAGUGACACUUGAUUCAAAUACAACCAACUUCUGAGGGUUCUUUUUAUUGGCCUUGGUAAAUAAAGUGUGUAUACUAACUAUUUAUGUGACGAGCCAAAUUAGCCAAGUGAUUUCUGCCUUCCCAGGUAACACUAUUACUGUCGUACGGCGUAGCACAGUCCUAUUUCCUACAGUACGGAGCCAGCAUAACUAGCUUUAGAUAAGUCUUUAGAAAGCCGUUUAUGUGAAGUAAAAUGACAUCUUUAACCAAAUUUCUCUUAAUUCUUUCCCUGGACUUAUUUUUAUUAGCCACGCUGGGCUUUGAGCAUUACAGAGUGUGCCCUGUGGAAUGUGACAUGCAUGAAAUUCAACUGGCGAAUUUAUUGUAACACAGAAAAUGUUAUGGGUUGUUUUUAUAUAGAUCAUAGAAUAAUUUCUGUGCAUUUCAAAAACACUCUCUUCUGCUGUCCCAUAUGAUUCAGACCAUGUCUGUAUAGAAAUUGAUACACAGCUUUUUAGUUCAUGGGACAUCACCGAGUUUCCAAUUCCCACACUACAGAAAAACCGUGUUGCCCUUUAUCACUUAUGUGUCUGUGUGCACAUAGGUUUGUGUUGAAUCUAUUUCCCGACUUUACUAAUUUAAGAGGAACGAGCACCUAUGUUAACUUAGCCUUAGAUAGUCCUUGGUUUUCUUGCCUUAAUUUUGCAAUCUGUUAAUGGG
Messenger RNA from Hyaena hyaena (striped hyena), 6585 nucleotides. RefSeq names its product coiled-coil domain containing 171 (gene CCDC171). NCBI's taxonomy places the organism in Eukaryota, Metazoa, Chordata, Mammalia, Carnivora, Hyaenidae. Bases 368 to 4360 code for a protein of 1330 amino acids. The transcript has 26 exons. The record is from RefSeq and is a predicted model, not a curated record.